AUGGACGAGCGCUUCAACAGGUGGCUGCUGCCGCCGCUGCUGGCGCUGCUCUUCUUGCUCAUCGUCUACCAGUACGUGUCGCCCGCCUGCCCCGGCGCCGCCUGCCCCAGCCGCCCGCCGGCCUCAGCUUCCCUCCGCCGGGGGGGUCCGGCGGAGCGAGAGGAGGAGGAGGCGGCAGCGGACGCCGCGGAGGAGGAGGCGGCGGCGCUGCCGCGACUAGUAGCCAAGUUCCCGUUCGCGCGGGGGGAGCUGUGUCGGCGGGUGCGGUUCGACAUGCGGGGUCGCGACGUGAUCGUCUUCCUCCACAUCCAGAAGACCGGCGGCACCACUUUCGGGCGGCACCUGGUGCGCAACAUCCGCCUGGAGCAGCCGUGCUACUGCCGGGCCGGGCAGAAGAAGUGUGCGUGCCACCGCCCGGGCGGCGACAAGGACACCUGGCUCUUCUCACGCUUCUCCACCGGCUGGAGCUGCGGGCUGCACGCCGACUGGACUGAACUCACUAGCUGCGUGCCCGCUGCUAUGGAGCGCCGCGGCUGCGCUGGCAACCGCACCCUCAGGAACUUCUAUUACAUCACGAUGCUGAGGGAUCCAGUUUCACGGUACUUGAGUGAAUGGAAGCAUGUUCAGAGGGGUGCAACGUGGAAAACUUCCCUUCAUAUGUGCGAUGGAAGAAGCCCAACACCAGAUGAGCUGCCUACCUGUUACGAAGGUGAUGACUGGUCUGGAGUCAGUUUACAGGAGUUCAUGGACUGCAGCUACAACUUGGCCAACAACCGCCAGGUGCGCAUGCUGGCAGACCUCAACCUGGUGGGGUGCUACAACUUGACUUUUAUGAACGAGAGUGAAAGAAACACAAUUCUUCUCCAAAGCGCCAAGAACAAUCUGAAAAACAUGGCCUUCUUCGGGCUGACGGAAUUUCAGAGGAAAACACAGUAUCUCUUUGAGAGGACAUUCAACCUGAAAUUCAUUUCCCCUUUCACCCAGUUCAACGUUACCCGAGCCUCCAAUGUGGACAUUGGUGAGGAUGUGCGGCAGCGGAUAGAGGAGCUAAAUUUCUUGGACGUGCAGCUGUACGAAUAUGCAAAGGAUCUGUUCCUGCAGCGCUUCCAGUACUCCAAGCAAGAGGAGCAUCAACAAAACCGGCUAAAGAGGCGAGAGGAGCGACGGCUGCUGCGAGAGCAGAGAGCUCACCAAUGGCCAAGGGAAGAGGCAGUAGAAGUAGCUGUUACUGAAGAUUACAAUAGCCAGGUCGCAAGGUGGUGA
Molecule: messenger RNA, 1263 nt
Organism: Indicator indicator
Lineage: Eukaryota; Metazoa; Chordata; Aves; Piciformes; Indicatoridae
Gene: HS6ST3
Product: heparan sulfate 6-O-sulfotransferase 3
Exons: 2
Coding region: 1-1263 (420 amino acids)
Cellular component (GO): membrane
Molecular function (GO): heparan sulfate 6-sulfotransferase activity
Source: RefSeq, a predicted model, not a curated record